GAAGCGAGCGUAGCUUAAAAUCUAUGUCAACGAUUAUUGAGACAAUGGUUGAUAUGGAUUGUAAGCUAAAUUUGUCGGUGUAAACAGUAAACUGUAUGUAUGUGUGUACUAAUAUUACGUAUAAUCAAAAGUACUAGAUUAGAAAAAGUACAUUUUCCCAAGGAUUAACGUCCUUGCAUUUUCCAAAACAAACACGUUCUUGAUCACCCGGUAUAUGAAAUAAUCAAACCAAAUAAUACUACCAUCCUUGAACGCAGCCUAUUGAUUGUCGCUUCGCAUAACCUCUGAACAAUAACCUACAAAACCAAAAAAUUUUAAUUACGAAAUAUAAAACCAUGGUAAUAGCUAUCGGUUUCGAAGGGAGCGCGAACAAGCUAGGAAUAGGAAUAAUUAAAGACGGUGCUGUUUUGGCCAACUGCCGACGAACCUACAUCACUCCACCGGGUGCCGGAUUUUUGCCAAAGGAGACUGCCCAGCAUCACAGAGAAAAUGUCCUGGCAGUUCUUAAAGAGGCUUUAGAUGAAUCGAAAAUAGAUGUAAAAGAUAUGGAUGUUGUGUGCUACACCAAAGGGCCAGGAAUGGGUGCUCCCUUGGCUUGCGUUGCCGUCGUUGCUAGAACUGUCGCCCAGAUUUGGAAUAAGCCGUUGCUGGGAGUUAAUCACUGCAUUGGUCACAUUGAGAUGGGUCGUCUGAUAACGGGGGCUAAAAACCCCACCAUUCUGUAUGUAAGUGGUGGUAACACGCAGGUCAUAGCGUUCUCAAGGAAACGUUAUCGUAUCGUUGGUGAAACGAUUGAUAUAGCUGUGGGGAAUUGUUUAGAUCGAUUUGCCAGAAUACUCAAACUUUCCAAUUCACCUAGUCCCGGUUACAAUAUCGAACAAUUGGCGAAGAAGGGUAAAAAAUGCGCCACCUUGCCGUACUGUGUUAAAGGAAUGGACGUGAGCUUCUCCGGGAUAUUGACAUACAUGGAAGAACGUGCCAAUAUGUUAAUGUCAGAAGGUUACACAAAAGAGGACCUCUGUUUUUCUCUGCAGGAGCACGUAUUUGCAAUGUUAGUUGAAACGUCUGAGCGAGCAUUAGCCCAUUGCAAUUCCGAUGAAAUGCUACUCGUGGGAGGCGUGGGGUGCAACGAACGGCUGCAAGAGAUGAUGAAGAUUAUGUGCGAAGAACGUGGUGCGAAGGUAUUCGCAACAGAUGAAAGGUAUUGCAUUGAUAACGGAUUGAUGAUUGCUCAUGCCGGCGCCGAAAUGUUUAAGAGUGGCACAAAAAUGAAAUGGGAGGACUGCACUAUUAUGCAAAGAUAUCGUACUGACGUUGUUGAAACUUCGUGGAGAAAUGAGGAUGAUUUAUUGUAAUUAGUAACAGAAUAAUAAAUAAUUUUUAUACAUUC
This is a messenger RNA of Photinus pyralis (common eastern firefly), 1390 nucleotides long. RefSeq names its product probable tRNA N6-adenosine threonylcarbamoyltransferase (gene Tcs3). The transcript has 2 exons. Gene Ontology annotation, cellular component: EKC/KEOPS complex; cytoplasm. Bases 336 to 1355 code for a protein of 339 amino acids. Lineage: Eukaryota; Metazoa; Arthropoda; Insecta; Coleoptera; Lampyridae. Gene Ontology annotation, biological process: tRNA threonylcarbamoyladenosine modification. The record is from RefSeq and is a predicted model, not a curated record.